AUGAAACCUGUACUUCUACUGUUUCCAAAAACUUUACUCAAAUCAUUUUCUAAUAUCAAUGAACUUCCACUGUCUUAUCGACAUCUUACUAAAGGAAGACAAUUUACUGUGGGUGAUCAUCAAUUACGAGCUCGGCGUCAAAAUGAUUCAAAUGCUGACUUUUAUUGUUUUCAAAAGAGUACUAAUGGAAAUGAAGCUCAUUUAGUCCAAGAUAUUGAACCACCUACGGAUUGUGCACCAAAAGAAGUAACUUUUCGACCCGAAUUUCCAAAACAAUUAAAACUCCGUUGUUUACCAUUUGGUUCAGAUGAACCAAAACGUGUUAUCAAAAAUUCAACAAUAAAAAAGAAAAGAAAACGUUUAGCUGAUUAA
Molecule: messenger RNA, 372 nt
Organism: Rotaria sp. Silwood2
Lineage: Eukaryota; Metazoa; Rotifera; Eurotatoria; Philodinida; Philodinidae
Source: the annotation of a GenBank genome assembly